Molecule: messenger RNA, 1161 nt
Organism: Zygotorulaspora mrakii
Lineage: Eukaryota; Fungi; Ascomycota; Saccharomycetes; Saccharomycetales; Saccharomycetaceae
Gene: EAF3
Product: Eaf3p
Exons: 1
Coding region: 1-1161 (386 amino acids)
Biological process (GO): regulation of DNA-templated transcription; chromatin organization
Cellular component (GO): NuA4 histone acetyltransferase complex; Rpd3S complex; nucleus
Source: RefSeq, a predicted model, not a curated record
AUGUUAAACGUUAGUAUCAUAAGAACUGAUCAAAUACACAGCACUGAGAGCAUGUUCGCAGUCGGUAAGAAAUGUCUGGCAUACCAUGGUCCGAUGUUGUAUGAAGCCAAUAUCCUACGGGCUUGGGAUCCUGAAAUGCGCACUGUGACGUUGACGGUAAAUGGUCAAUUGAAGACGUUGAGUCAACCAGAAUACGGUGAAGAAUUUGACGCGGUACCGGCAUCCAUAGAAAACGAGCCAUGCUAUUUUGUACACUAUCAAGGUUGGAAGGCUACGUGGGAUGAGUGGAUUGGGCUUGAUAGGAUUAAUGAGUACAAUGAAGAGAAUAUAAAAUUGAAGACGGAGCUGACAGAGCAAGCCAGAAGGGCAAAAAAGCAGAAACAACAAGAACAGCAACGUAAGAAAAAAGGCAGCUCCGUUAGUAAUGCCAGCAUUGAGAGUGUUAACGGUAAUUCGGGCUCUGGAACCGGCUUGGGGAAUAACAAGAAGGGCAAACAUGAUUCGGGAAAUACCGCAACCAAGAAAAGCAGUGGAUCCAAUAUCGGCUCCAAUGCGAUUGCUGGUGAUGAAAGGCGAAUGCAAAGCAAUGGUACGGGAUCAGCAGGAGCUACUUCGAAUGUUUCCCGUAUUGUGCUACGUAUGCCCGUAAGGCUUAAAUCACUUCUUGUUGAUGAUUGGGAGUUUGUUACUAAGAAUAAAAAGAUAUGCCAACUGCCAUCACCUACGAUGACAGUGGAUCAAGUCAUAGCCUCUUACGAGUCCGCAAGAUCCGAUGAACUGGAAUCGCCCGCAUUGCAAUCCCAGUUGACGGAAUACUGCAGUGGGUUAAACCUUUAUUUCGAACAUAGUCUGCCGGUGCUGCUUCUGUAUCGAUUUGAAAGGUUACAAUACGACGAGAUCCUGAAGAAAGAGAAAUUUCAAAACAAGCUUCUAGCGUCAAUUUACGGUCCAAUACAUCUUCUGCGAUUACUGAGCAUACUCCCAGAACUCAUGAGCACCACUACGAUGGAUUCCCAGAGUUGUCAACUGAUAGUCCAGCAAACUGAAAACUUUCUGGACUGGCUCGUGGUGCAUAUCGAUCAGCUCUUCGAUACCAGCAGCAAGAUGGAGUAUUACGUAAAUACAUCAAGUCAAUAUGAAGGAGUAGCACUGGGAAUGUAG